GAGACUAUCUACGAUGCUGCAAGUUCUGUUACCCAUUAUGUGCUUUUGUCAUUCUUGCUGCUUGUGUGGUAGCGUGCGUUGGCUUAGUCUGGAUGCAGGUAGCUCUCAAGGAGGAUCUGGAUGCUAUAAAGGAAAAGUUUCGAACUAUGGAAUCUAAUCAAAAAACAUCGUUCCAAGAGAUUCCUAAACUGAAUGAAGAUUUGGUGCAGACGCAAAAGCAGCUAGAACAAAUUGAGACGGGAGAACUGGGGCUAAAUAAAAUUUGGAUAAAUAUCACAGAGAUCAAUAAACAGAUAUCACUAUUGACCUCAGCAGUAAAUCAUCUCAAAACCAGCAUGAAGUCUGCUUCUGAUCUGAUUUCUCUUCCUCUCACAGUAGAGAAACUUCAGAAGACUGUAGCAAACAUAGGUAGCAUGCUUACCAGUGUUUCUCAUGAUGUUGAAAAUGUACAAACAGCUAUUGAAGAAUACAAGAAAUCCAUAGAAAUACUCCAGAAUGAUGUGGAAUUGAAACAGAUACCUUCACUUCCCUCCACUGUUGUGCCAAGGACUGAGAGAAAUCAGACAGAAAAUUGCAGAAAGGAAAGCCAAUUGCUGCACGCAGCUUUGGAAGAGCUGAAUAAUACUGUAGUGCCGUACCAAAAGUUGAAUGACAUCAAGCUUCUAAAUGUGGAUUUGGCCAUUGGUAACCUCAGCCGGAGGGUGAUGCUCUUGGAAAACUCUCCCCUUGCUGUGAAUAAUCUGGACAAAAGAGAGAACUUGUCUACUAAUGUGGGGAAUGCUGCAACUACCUCUCUAAAAGUGGAAAAUGAAGAUCGACUAGAUAAUGAAACUCAUUCAAGCAGAGAACUGAAGGAAACAGGAACUAGAGAUUCUCAGGUAUCAAAACUAAGAGAGAAGCUUCAGCUGAUCAGUGCUCUCACAGGCAAGCCAGAAAAUGACAGACCCGUUGAGACAACAAAGGAUGUUGAAAGUAGUCUAAGUACUACAGCAAAGCCCACAGACCUUUCAAGGCUGACUUCAAGGUCAGCUGAUGACAGCACAGAGGCUAACGGACAGCUGAGGUAUCUGUCCUUACCAGGAAUUUCCAGCAUUGAAGAUCUUCAGAAUUUGUUUGAAAAAGCAACUAAAGAUGCUGAUGGAAAACUAUCAUAUGAAGAUCUUCAAAAGCUGCUUGGCUCUACAGCCCAAGAGUCACAGAGCUUGAAGAAAUUUGAUACAGAUGGAGAUGAGAGAUACUCAUUACAAGAACUGAGAUUAGCAUUAGGUGUAUAGGAUAUAUUUAGAAAUGUGAUAUUGAUGGAUGCUACUGUAGCUACAGAAACUAUGGGACAAAAAACUACGUCUGCACUUUCCCAGUGUUUUACUGAUCUUUGGAGCUAAAUUACUGUACGCGUUACCACCUCUUUUUUCAUUUGUGUUUAUUGAAAAGAAAUUUACAAAUUGAUAUGUCAAUAGGACAUGAUAUUGGGACUGCGUUUAAAAUCCAGGAAAUUCCCAAACUUGGAAACAUUUUCCUCUCAUUCUUUCCUUUUCAAGGGAGUUCUUGUUUUUAAUUUAAAAUGUGUACAUACUGAAAUAAAACUAUGGUUUUAUAUUUCACUGAAAUUUGCCUUAAAUUAGAGAGCUGCACUUUAUGUAGAGCAGAAGGAAAUCUGUCUUGUAAAGAUAGGCUGCUUCUGCUUGUAAAUAUUUGAGAUAGA
Leptosomus discolor (cuckoo roller) is the source of this 1702-nucleotide messenger RNA. NCBI's taxonomy places the organism in Eukaryota, Metazoa, Chordata, Aves, Leptosomiformes, Leptosomidae. The record is from RefSeq and is a predicted model, not a curated record.